AUGGAUAUAGACGCGGUUGUAGGGGAUGUUGGUUCUUUCGAUCCUGAGCUUUUACAGCUCCCGGAAUUGUCUCCGUUUGCGCUUAAAGCUAGUCCCCAAAUUGCCGAGGAUUUGUACGCACAGUGGCUUUCGCUUCCUCAAACCGGUCGAUUGGUGAAAUCUCUAAUUGACGAUGCAACCGCAGGCAUUCCCAUCAAUGCCCUUGGGAACUCUUCAAGUGCAAAUGCUGCCGGGAGCAUUCAUUACCUUCCAUGUUUCAGGCUGGAACUGAAAACUAGUCCUUCUUCUCUGCGAUCUCCGCUAAAAGUGGUUAGUGAACCAGUUCGAGAAGCCAUUCCUCAGUUCUAUUUUCAAAAUGGCCGUCCACCACCAAAGGAACUUCAGGAGCAUUGUCUUUCUAGAAUUAAUGACCUUUUUGGUGGUCAUAUGGAUGGAUUGCAACUUCACGAGUUUAAGUUGGUUACGAAGGAGUUAUGCAAGCUACCAACAUUUUUCUCCUCUGCUAUCUUUAAAAAGAUAGAUACUAGCUGCAGUGGGAUAGUGACCAGGGAUGCAUUCGUCAGAUAUUGGGUUGAUGGCAAUAUGCUGACAAUGGAUACAGCAACUCAAAUAUUUAAAAUUCUAAAGCAGUCUGAUAGCAAUUACCUUACUCAGGUAGACUUCAAACCCAUUCUUCUAGAGCUUGUGGCAACCCAUCCAGGGUUAGAAUUUUUACAUGGAACUCCUGAAUUUCAAGAAAGAUAUGCUGAAACUGUAAUAUACAGAAUAUUUUACUACAUAAAUAGAUCAGGAAACGGUCGCCUUACUCUCAGGGAGCUGAAACGAGGAAAUCUAAUUGCUGCCAUGCAACAUGCAGAUGAGGAAGAGGACAUUAACAAAGUUCUGAGGUACUUCUCUUAUGAACAUUUUUAUGUUAUAUACUGCAAAUUUUGGGAGCUGGACACGGACCAUGAUUUCUUGAUUGACAAAGAGAACCUCAUUAGAUAUGGUAACCAUGCCCUUACCUACAGGAUUGUUGAUAGAGUAUUUUCGCAGAUUCCGAGAAAGUUUACUAGCAAGGUUGAAGGGAAGAUGGGUUAUGAAGAUUUUGUUUACUUCAUGCUGUCAGAGGAGGAUAAGUCGUGUGAGCCUAGCCUUGAGUAUUGGUUCAAAUGUAUAGAUUUGGAUGGAAAUGGAGUCCUUACACCCAAUGAGUUGCAGUUCUUUUAUGAGGAGCAGCUGCAUCGUAUGGAAUGCAUGGCCCAAGAACCUGUUCUAUUCGAGGAUAUUUUGUGCCAAAUAGUUGACAUGAUUGCACCAGAGAGGGAAGAUUAUCUCACACUAGCUGACUUGAAAGGGUGCAAACUUUCAGGAAAUGUCUUCAAUAUCCUUUUCAACCUUAAUAAGUUUAUAGCUUUUGAAAGUCGUGAUCCAUUUCUUAUUCGCCAGGAACGCGAGGAUCCAACUUUGACAGAGUGGGACCGCUUUGCACACAGAGAAUAUAUAAGGCUGUCAAUGGAAGAAGAUGGUGAGAAUGCCUCUAAUGGAAGUGUAGAAGUAUGGGAUGAAUCACUCGAGGCUCCUUUUUAA
This is a messenger RNA of Prunus armeniaca (apricot), 1569 nucleotides long. NCBI's taxonomy places the organism in Eukaryota, Viridiplantae, Streptophyta, Magnoliopsida, Rosales, Rosaceae. The record is from the annotation of a GenBank genome assembly.